This is a messenger RNA of Lentinula edodes (shiitake mushroom), 3144 nucleotides long. RefSeq lists its product as uncharacterized. The record is from RefSeq and is a predicted model, not a curated record. Bases 1 to 3144 code for a protein of 1047 amino acids. NCBI's taxonomy places the organism in Eukaryota, Fungi, Basidiomycota, Agaricomycetes, Agaricales, Omphalotaceae. The transcript has 11 exons.
AUGCCAGUACUGUUCACCUCUCUACGCGACGAGCGAUAUACUCUGCCUCAUCUCUUUGAGCGUAAUGCCCUUCUUAAGCCUGACGCUCCGUUUCUUCGCUAUCUAGAUGGGGACGAUGAGAAUGGGCCAAUUACCGAUAUUUCGGCUCGACAGAUCCUCCAGAUGGCCAGCGCAACCGCAGGUCAUCUCGGACAGCUGGGUUGUGCACCAAGACAGGCUGGGGAGCCCUUGAAAGUCGUGGCGCUCUAUGGAACCAGCGGAAUUUCCUAUUAUACUUACUUGGUUGCUUGUCUUUUGAUGAACUGGACCGUUCUCCUGGUUUCGACUAGAAACUCAGAUGCAGCAGUCGAGCAUCUACUUCGAAUUUCAGAGGCAACCCAUAUACUCAGCGACGGAAUAUGGUUCGAGAAAGCUCAAAAGUUGCAAAAUGUCACAGCUAUCAAGAUCGAGGAUGUACCGCCCAGUGACAAUGUUUGGUCAAGCGCUCAGCUUUCUCCAGAGCAAUUUUCCAAGGCAUUGACUGAGCCUGCACUUUAUCUACAUACAUCUGGAACUACUGGACAUCCAAAACUUAUCCCUUUUACGCAUGAGUUCGUUGUCUCUGGGAUUCAACGAGUGCACAAUGGAAACUAUACAGCUUUCAAAGGUGCCUCGAUGCUGACUCUUGUUCCCUUAUUCCACGCAAUCGGAUUUUGGAAUUUCACCAUGAUUCCUUUCGCGACAGGCGUAGUUCCCGUGAUCGUACACAGUAAACGUCCUAUGGAUGGCGGGCGUUUGCUCUCAAUUCUGAAACGAAUCAACUCUCCAUCAACUAUAGUCUUCAGCUCCCCCGCCACCCUCGAAGAAGUGGCCGGGAUCCCUGAUGGACCCAAAACGCUUGCCACCAUGUCUGGGCAUGCGUUUUGGGGCGGAGGGAGUGUCAAGCAAGAACUGGGAGACAGAUUGGCUCGUGCCGGCGUUAUACUCACCAGCGUUUACGGCGCGACCGAAUUUGGACCAGUAACGCCAUUUCGUUUGAGUUCUGAUAAUCCAGUCGAAGACUGGAAUUAUCUAUCGUUUCUACCCGAAAUCAAUGUUCUCCUGAAACCCGUAGAUGAUGGUUCAGGUCUGAGGGAGCUCCUCAUACUGCCAAGUGAGACAGCCACUACCGCUAUACAACAGUAUAACCACGAAAAUCCCAAGGCAUGGGCUACUAUGGAUCUUUGGUCGCCGCAUCCCACAAGGGAAGGACUUUGGAAACAUCAUGGUCGAAUGGACUCGAUUACCGUACUUUCGAAUGGAGAGAAGACCAAUAAUAGACAGAUCGAAACUCUGCUGCUACAAGAUCCGCUAAUUGCUCGUGUGGUGGUCUUUGGAAGCGGUCGAUUUUUGAAUGGAGUCCUCCUCAGUCCCUCUCCGAAUUUAUAUGACUCGUCGUCGGACCCAGAACGAUACCUAGACCAAAUCUGGAAUACUAUAGUCAACGCCAAUGAGGUUCUCCCCCAACACUCUGCCCUUGUAAGACAACUUGUUCUUGUCGAAAAAACCGAAAAGCCUUUCAUCAUGAGCGAUAAAGGCACUGUUCGAGCAGUCGAGACCUUGAGCCAAUACGAGGAAGAUAUCAAUGCCGCAUAUGGCCGUCUCGAAGAGGGCGAGGGAGCGCUUGAGGUCGAGCUACCUGACGAAGGAACCCCUGAUACAUUUAAGGCCUAUAUAAAGAAGCUUCUCGUGGCAAUUUCUAUCAGUGUUCCUUCCGAAGAUGCCGAUUUCUUUGAUUACGGAGUCGACUCAUUAAUUGCAAUCAAGAUUCGCUCUCAUGUUGUUUCUUUCCUCAAACACAAGACAGACUUUGGUGAUACAGAAAUAAUUGGAAACUUGAUAUAUACCUAUUCCUCCAUUGAUGCACUGACGCGUUUCGUCUUCAAUACUUCAAACGGCGUUCAGUCCACAGAACACAUCAUACAAGAGCUGAUACAGAAACACACAGAGGGCCUUCCUCAAACAACGGUCAUUACGAACGGAGUUGGACAGAUCACAGACUCAAAGGCGAACGUGCUUUUGACCGGAUGCACUGGCAGUCUUGGGUCCCACAUUCUGCUGCAAUUACUGAGUUUGAAGAAUGUGGAACGAGUGUAUUGUUUAGUUCGAAAUACUGAUACAGAGAAUAGCAUCCGUGAAAGGUUGAUGGUGCAAUUCGGAGUCUACGGACUACCGAAAGAGCUCCUUGCAGAAAAAGCUUCAUCUAUCGUGAUUCUUCCCGCCGACCUUAGUGAUCCUAACUUGGGCCUGAGUGCGUCAACUAAACAAGAGCUGGAAUCCAAAGUAACGCACAUCAUACAUGGCGCAUGGCGCUUGGAUUUCAACCUUCCCGUCGAAAGAUUCUCCAAAACUGAGAUUGCUGGUGUACGCCAUCUCAUAGAUCUCUCGCUAGCUCAGCCCUUGCUGCAUACUCGCUUCAUCUUCAUCUCCUCCAUCGGCUCAGUCCAAAAUCAUUCUUCAAUUAGCGCAGUCCCAGAGCAGUCCUUCUCCGUCCCUUCUAUCGCAGGUUUCGACGGAUAUAGUCAAUCUAAAUACACUGCGGAACGUAUCAUUGACGUAGCUGUCUCCAGAGCCGGAUUAGACGCGAUCAUUAUACGUGGUGGACAGCUUUCAGGAUCAUCGCAGAACGGUUACUGGAAUCCCAAAGAAUAUAUCCCGAGCCUAUUCAAAACCAGCGCCGCUAUACGGGCCUUUCCCGACCACUUCAUGGAAAUUCGCUGGCUUCCGGUAGAUAUUGCAGGCAAAAUCGUGGUUAAACUUUCAUUAAACGCGACUAGUCGGGGCUACUACCAUCUGGAAAAUCCGGUUUCGACGUCUUGGUCAUAUUUAGUCAAUCUUCUCUCAUCGCAUGCGCAAAAAACUGCUAAACCUACUCCCGUUGAGCCAGUGUCUAUGUCCGAGUGGCUUCGACUCAUCGUGCAAGCGUCUCAGGUGAAAAGCGUGGACGAGAUACCUGCGAUUAAAUUGAUGGACUUUUUCCGCGGUAUCGGUGAGAACACUAAUGGCGAAGGUGCAAAUGCAGUCGUUCUAGAUGUACAAAGGACGCGGGAGGUUGCUCCCGAAAUUGAUGUGGGCGUUCUAUCGGAUGCGGUAUUGCUUUCUUAUUGGGAUACCGCUUCAAGAUGA